Messenger RNA from Umbelopsis ramanniana AG, 815 nucleotides. RefSeq lists its product as uncharacterized. The coding region runs from base 33 to 728 and encodes 231 amino acids. Lineage: Eukaryota; Fungi; Mucoromycota; Umbelopsidomycetes; Umbelopsidales; Umbelopsidaceae. The transcript is spliced from 4 exons. Gene Ontology annotation, molecular function: DNA binding; zinc ion binding. The record is from RefSeq and is a predicted model, not a curated record.
CCUUUUACCUUCCCAACCAACCUUGUCAUCAAAUGGAACAAAAAGACUCUGUUGAUCAGCCAGCGACAUGCGUAGGCGGAUGCGGUUUUUACGGUAACAAGAUAUACAACGGAAUGUGUUCGAAAUGCUUUAAAGAAUCUCAAGCGCAGCUUAAGAAAGAUGAGAAUACCCCAUCGCCUGUUGUAGCGGUUGCCGAGUCUAGCUCCACUACUGCACAUAGCCCAGCAGCAAGUGCAACCACAACAGAAGAAGCACAGCACGAAAAGUCCGUGGAUACCAAAUUACCUUCCACUUAUAUAUUACCAACCUCUCCACGACCAGAAACGAUACGAGAUACUCCUAUUGAAUCAUCCUCAACGCCUCCACCAGCUGUCAGCAGUCCACACCGCCAAACAUCCCCGGGUCAAUUUGAGCCCCAAAGUUCUUCUGCACCGAUAUCAGCGGCUUCAACACCUACCUCAGAUGCAUCUCCAUCAAACAAUGAAAAACCUGUUCAAUUGAACAAGGGACGCUGCUUUAGUUGCAGAGUAAAGAUACCACUGGCCAAACAAACUGUAAACAAAUGCCGAUGCAACUACACAUUCUGCGAUUCACAUCGCUACCCUGACCGACACGACUGCGACUUUGAUUAUGCAAAACUUGGGCGAGAUUUAUUGGCGAAGAACAAUCCAAAGCUCAAUCAGCGACCGAAAGGAGGCAGAACAUUUCAGAGAAUCGAUAGCCUGUGAAUCCUGCAGGCAGGACCUCAUCUUUUUUCUUUCUCGUUUCCUAUCAUUGGCUUCCCCAGCGUAUUGCCGAUAUUCGCAUAAUAAAGG